This is a messenger RNA of Somion occarium, 2101 nucleotides long. The record is from the annotation of a GenBank genome assembly. NCBI's taxonomy places the organism in Eukaryota, Fungi, Basidiomycota, Agaricomycetes, Polyporales, Cerrenaceae.
GCCGUUCCACCAUCGACUUUCUGAGAAAAACAACAUGGCCCCGGUGAACACGCGUACCGAAUUGUAUACCCCUUCGCGCUGGACCGAAUCGUUGUCCUAGGCAUGACUCAGGCUGAGCUCGGACCAUCACCUCGAUUCGAACAAAGAUCUAGACGUGAGUCUAUCACUGGUCAACGUUCGAGGCUGACAGUGUCCGAAAUUGUUGCACCGUGACACAGUUCUUUCAGCGGUUUCCAUGGUUGCAUGAUUGACUCAUACAAUCUUUGGCAAGUCAUGGAUGCGCUCUUCAGGGUUCGAUAUCACGACUGCGGGCGUUGAUAUGAAGUCCGAAGACCAAGCAGAGCAAAUAUGCAGCCCGACGUCAGAGACGGUCCUUGUUCUUUAGCUGUAUAAAGCAGCCAUUGUUUUGCUGGCGUUCAUCAGUAGUUCCCAAACCAACAUCGUUUCGCCUACUACCUUCGAUGAUACAAUGAUACAAGACGUUCAUGGGCUAGUCAAAUCUUUGACUUCACUUUCGCGAAUGCCGGCGUUACAUGAUCUAUCAAGUGCGGUAAUUCAUUUGAAUCAAACCUCCGAGGAAGGACAAAAGGAAUGUUAGCUAACUUUUAUAGAUGUCGUUCGGAAGUUCUUUUUGAGACUUGUCCUGUGCACUUUCACCAGUUGCUUCUCGUGUAGCAGUACGUGACAGCCACAAAUCGACAAUUUCAGAUCAUUUAGAACUCUCAUGCCGGGUGCUCCAGAGAGGUAUUAUCAGCUUCUACGUCUGAGGUUCCUACCGAAACCCUAUAAAAUGACUGGUCACCUACUCAGAAAGACAUUGACCUGAUGACGACUAGCAACGGUACAUGGAACUCUCCACCGAAUGCGACGACGCCAUACGCAUUCCUUCCGCCGGACCUAGCGUUUCAGCUCGCAGUUGGAACAUGUCUCGUUGCCGCCGUCAUGGGAGCUUGGUUGUGGGACAUGUUGAUGAGCAUGAUCGAUGAAAUACACAUGCUGAAGAAAGGCAGAUUAGCCCUUCCAGAUGUUGUCUACGUAGUGUCUCGAAUUUCAUCUGGCGUUUUCGUUACCACGUCAUUCUUCUUCGUCGCUUCGCCUAUCAGUGAUUGUCAAACGAUGCUCACGGUAAAUGGUUGGUUUGGAGCUUUUGCAACACCUUCCAAUUCUCUCCUCUUCUUCCUCAGAGCUAGAGGCAUAUUCUAUCAUUCCCGAGUCUUUAUCGUCAUACUGUUCGUACUCUGGAUGUCAACCCUCACGUCAUUCGCCUCGCCGUUCAGUUCCACUGCCAUGCAUAUCGGUCCAACGUUGUACUGCACUGUAGAUGGCUUUGACAAGAAGAUAGCAAUCGGGUUCCUCACCGUGGGGGUAUUUGAUACCAUAGUAUUCAUCUCCAUCUCUAUCCACCUGUCAUCUUACGGCUCAGCGGAUACAUGGAAGGGGCGAAUGUCCACGUUAUUUAGUGGGAAGAAUAUGGGAUAUUUGACAAGAGGACUCCUAAAGACUGGACAAGUAUACUAUCUUGCUACCGUUGGCCUGAAUAUCCUCGUAAUAAUCCUCUUGAGCACUCCUGCGAUACCUCCCGCGUACCGUGCAAUGGCCACCGUGCCAAAUCUUGCCUUGCAGAACGCCAUGGCGUGCAGGGUAUUUCGCUUGCUGAAGCUUGGGGUUAUUCCAGACCCCUCUUCAUUUCCUGAAGUUAUAUCGCAGAGUGUCCGCUUUGCUCCACCGCCAGGGACAUCUGGGAGCGUGUCGACCGAGCAGCAGUCAACGGAACGUGGUGCAGACGCGUUGAAUAUCUGCAUGUCGUCUACCUCUUCCGAAGCCACACUACAGUCUGUAUCGCGGUGCGUUCCAGACAACCAAAGUACAGUUUGAACAUAGCAAAAAAAAGAAUUGCAUGGCCACGAUGUCCCUCUGACAAGCACUUCACACAUUCCUUCGACCCUGAUUUGUGACUAGUUAUCGAGCACAAAGGACUCUAAACUACGUAUCUAAGCAACACUCAUAGGUAGCUAGUUGUUCAUCCACAAUCGUUUUCUAACAGUAUGUUGUAGCAACCCAUAUCAAUACUCUAUAUACACGCAGCGCAGUGUUAUAAGCC